AAUAAAUAACAACAGAAAAAAAAACGUACGGUUACAAGCAAACAAACGAAGAAACACACCGGAGCAGCCGCUGAGGGGCGGGAGGAGCACCGGGGAGGAGAACCGCGGCGGAGGGGGAGCUGCGAGGGGGUUCGGGCCGCAGGGAAGCGUCGAAGCUCCGCGACUCCAAACGGCUCAAACAGCUCUGCGCUCGGACCAACAAACAAACAAACAAACGAAACGGGAGAUAAACAAGCGGCUCCCCUUGCUGCCAUCAGGAUGCAGAGCACUUCUAAUUACCUGUGGCUGAUCUCAGACCUGCUGGGUCAGGGAGCCACGGCCAACGUUUACCGAGGGCGGCACAAGAAAACCGGCGACCUGUACGCAGUCAAAGUCUUCAACAACCUGAGCUUCCUGCGGCCGCUCGACGUCCAAAUGAGGGAGUUCGAGGUCCUGAAGAAGCUGAACCACAAGAACAUCGUGAAGCUGUUCGCUGUGGAGGAGGAGUCCAACACUCGUCACAAGGUGCUGGUGAUGGAGUACUGCCCCUGCGGGAGUCUCUACACCGUCUUAGAGGAAUCGUCCAACGCCUACGGACUCCCCGAGGACGAGUUCCUCAUCGUCCUGCACGAUGUCGUGGCGGGCAUGAACCACCUGAGGGAGUACGGCAUCGUCCACCGAGACAUCAAACCGGGGAACAUCAUGAGGGUGAUCGGAGAGGACGGGCGCUCCGUCUACAAGCUGACCGACUUCGGCGCCGCCCGGGAGCUGGAGGACGACGAGCAGUUCGUGUCGCUGUACGGCACCGAGGAGUACCUGCACCCCGACAUGUACGAGCGCGCCGUGUUGAGGAAGGACCACCAGAAGAAGUACGGCGCCACGGUGGACCUGUGGAGCAUCGGCGUCACUUUCUACCACGCCGCCACCGGCAGCCUCCCUUUCAGGCCGUUCGAGGGGCCGCGCAGGAACAAGGAAGUGAUGUACAAGAUCAUCACGGAGAAGCCGUCGGGGACGAUCUCCGGUCACCAGAAGUGUGAGAACGGGAAGAUCGAGUGGAGCACGGAAAUGCCCGUGUCCUGCAGCCUGUCCAAGGGUCUGCAGAGCCUCCUCACCCCGGUCCUCGCCAACAUCCUGGAGGCGGAUCAGGAGAAGUGUUGGGGCUUCGACCAGUUUUUCGCCGAGACCAACGACAUCCUGCACCGGACCGUGGUCUACGUCUUCAGCCUGCAGCAGGCCACGCUGCACCACGUCUACAUCCACGAGUACAACACGGCGGCGCUGUUCCAGGAGCUGCUGUGCCGCCGGAGCAGCAUCCCGCUGCACAACCAGGAGCUGCUGUACGAGGGCCGCCGCCUCGUGCUCGACCCCAACCGCCAGGCCAUGACCUUCCCCAAGACCUCCAGGGACAACCCCAUCAUGCUGGUCAGCCGCGAGUCCGUCGCCACCGUCGGCCUCAUCUUCGAAGACCCCAGUCCUCCCAAAGUCCAGCCGCGCUACGACCUCGACCUGGACGCCAGCUACGCAAAGACGUUCGCGGGAGACGUGGGACAUCUGUGGAAGACGUCCGAGUCUCUGCUGGUUUAUCAGGAACUGGUGCGGAAAGGAGUCCGAGGCCUGAUCGAGCUGAUGAGGGAGGACUACAGCGAGAUCCUCCACAAGAAGUCUGAAGUCUUCCACCUCUGUAGCUUCUGCACGCAGCUCCUGGAGAAGACGGAGCAGCUGCUGGAGGUGCUGAUGCAGGCCAACAUGCUGUCGUCUGAAUACGACGAGAUCUCCGACAUGCACAAGAAAGUCCUGAGAAUCUCCGGCUCUCUGGACCCCAUCGAGAGGACGUCUCAGGACAUCAAGAGCAAGUUCCUGCCCGGAGGCCUGCUGACCGACGGCUGGACGCAGCAAGUGGGGACGCACCCCGAGGACCGCAAUGUGGAGAAAAUCAAAGUGCUGCUGGACGCCAUCACCACGAUUUACCAGCAGUUCAAGAAGGACAAAGCCGAGAGACGUCUGCCAUACAACGAGGAGCAGAUCCACAAGUUUGAUAAACAGAAGCUGGUCCUUCACGCCAGUAAAGCUCGCGCUCUGUUCACGGAGGAGUGCGCCAUGAAGUACCGACUCUUCAUCUCCAAGAGCGAGGAGUGGAUGAGGAAGGUUCAUCAUGUGAGGAAGCAGCUGCUCGGCGUGUCGGGUCAGCUGAUCAGCAUCGAGAAGGAGGUCAGCAUGCUGAUGGAGCGCGCCAUCAAGCUCCAGGAGCAGCUUCCUCAGAAGGUUCUGCCGGUGGUGUCCAGCGGGAUGAAGCCUCAGGCCUACCUGAGCCAGAACACGCUGGUGGAGAUGACCCUGGGGAUGAAGAAGUUGAAGGAGGAGAUGGAGGGUGUGGUCAAAGAGCUGGCAGAGAACAACCACUUCUUAGAGAGGUUCGGGACUCUGACGCUGGACGGCGGUCUGAGAGGGUGAUUCUGCUGAAGACGCGUUUUUUUUUUUUUUUGUAAAAUCCACGCUGUGACCAAGAGGAAGAGGAAGACGUCUGUAACCGCAGAGCCACCGGGCGAGCUCCACUCCCUGAAACAUCGCUCCUCCUGCCGCCACCGCCGAGCGGACGCCUUCAUCUGAACCAGCGUUCACCGCCGCCACACCGCCGCCUGCCUCCGAACAGCUGAACUUCUCUAAAGCACUGAUUCCCUCUAUUCUGAACGAGACUCCUCCGACUCAUACAAACGGAAAAACUGAAGGUCAAACAUGUAAUCAGGCUCCAUUCACCUUUGAUAUUAAAAACGUAAAGUUAUUAAAGCACCUCUUUGGUCAGUGCCCCGGUCUGCCCCCCGGUGGUCAGAAGGGGAACUGAAAGCUGCCGGUUCAGAUGAACGUGUUCGCUGAGAUUUAGCGGGAUUCAAGUUUAUCACAGUUAAUUUAAGGGAGGUUUUUUAUUAUUAUUAUUAUUAUUGAAUUAAAUGUGAUUUGAGGUUAUUAUUUUGCUUCCUGCCUGAUUUUAUCAUACGUCAGAGACUCCAUUGUACAGAAAAACUUUGAUUUUUCAUAUGAACAGGAGUGUGGGAGGCGUUAGGAGGUCCGGUAAAGUGACUUUAUGUUUCUCCUCUUUUUAUUCAGUAGUUUCUCAGAGUUCUCGUGUUUAUUUAUCGCUCUGUAUUCAACAAACGACUCCCGGUUACCAUGGAAAUGCUUGUUUUUGCCAAUCAGCAUUAAGACAAACCUGUAAAUAAAUGAAUAAACACGUCAGAAACUC
Messenger RNA from Salarias fasciatus (jewelled blenny), 3217 nucleotides. It is a transcript of the gene tbk1, whose product is annotated as TANK-binding kinase 1. Gene Ontology annotation, cellular component: cytoplasm. Bases 259 to 2430 code for a protein of 723 amino acids. Gene Ontology annotation, biological process: peptidyl-serine phosphorylation. Gene Ontology annotation, molecular function: protein serine/threonine kinase activity; ATP binding. NCBI's taxonomy places the organism in Eukaryota, Metazoa, Chordata, Actinopteri, Blenniiformes, Blenniidae. The record is from RefSeq and is a predicted model, not a curated record. The transcript is spliced from 21 exons.